AUGGUGGACACAAGUUAUCUUGCGCAGCAGGUCAACAGCAGUAUCGGCCAGCUGCACGGCCUCUUUGACGAGAUCGGCGUCCCUGAUCAUGAGCGCGAAGCUCGCGAGUCUGAGCUCUUCUCAGCACUGUCCGAGGCACUCAACAGCCAAGUGCGACUCGUCAAUUCAGAAAAGAAGGAGAUGGUCGACGAGGCCAAGAAGAUCAUCACCAUCAUCCACCAAAUGGAAGCAUCACUGGACGACUCAAAUCGUCGCCGUGACUACGAGGGCGACGAUGAAUUGACCAUCACAUAUCCCUUGUCACGAUGCCUUCAACGCCUCAAGGAGAAGCACACCCAGAUCAGCCGUCUCCACAAGGAGCGCUUUGAUCAAGUAAAGAAGCUCGUAGUGGCCCUGGAGUCCUACUCUUCCCACCUGGAACCCACAUUUGUCCAGAUCCCUUUGCCGCCUACAGGACCGAAUCAAUCUAUCCCCGCCAACUUUGAUCUCUCCUCCACAUACGUUGACAAGCUCGACAGCGAGUUCACGCGAGUUUAUGAGGAGUAUUCUCGUCGCAUCGCCACUGUACAAGCCCUCGCCGACCAGACUAUCGGUCUCUGGGCGGAACUUGGUAUCCCCCAAGCGCAACAAGACGGUGCCAUUGUUAAGUACUACCGUGAUUCCCCCGAGCAGCUUGGUCUGCACGAGGAGGACAUCAACCGACUGCGCGCCAAGCGCGACAGACUCUCAGACGAGAAGAAGAACCGAGAGAAGAAGCUCAAGGAGCUUAGGGUCGCGGUUGAAGCUCUUUGGAUCAAGCUCGGCGUCGAUGAGAGUGAGACCAAGCCCUUCCUAAACGCGAACCGCGGCUGCGGUGUCCGCCAAAUCAACGAGUUUGAAGAUGAGCUUGCUCGCCUGAACGAGCUCAAGCGCCAGAACCUCCAUCUCUUCGUCGAAGAUUCCCGCAUCAAGCUUCAAGAACUCUGGGAUGCGCUAUACUUCUGCGAGGAUGAAAUGCUCGAGUUCACACCUGCCUUCUCCGAUGUUUAUAGUGAUGCUCUCCUUGAGGCUCAUGAGCGCGAAAUUGUCCGUCUAGAGGCCCUCCAGGAGCAGCGCGCACCUACACUCGCCCUGAUCGACAGACACAAGAGCCUGAUCAAGGAGCGCGACGACCUUGCAGCAUCCAGCCAGGAUGCGUCGCGACUCAUGGGUCGUGGCCAGAAGGGAGAGAAGCGAGACCCCGGAAAGCUUCUUCGCGAGGAGAAGAUGCGAAAGCGCAUUACCAAAGAAUUGCCCAAGAUCAUUGCAGAGUUGCGCAAGUUGCUCUCUAACUGGGAAGACGAGUAUGGACGACCAUUCCUCGUGUUCGGCGAGAGCUACUUGGAAGAGCUUGAAGCCGCGGAGGGAUCAAGAAAGAACGUGCUACCACCGCGUUCCAAGACACCCGCUGGCCUACCUCCUUCGACUGUCAAGGCGCCCAAGUCAGUGCCAAACCUCCGGGCUACAACCAGAUCCAUCCCCCCUCGCUCUAUGAGUAAGACACCUACAGCCGGUGCACCUCCUCCUAGACGACCUGGACACCAAACCACCGCAUCCACAUCUAGCAUCCCACAAAGCCCUUUGAGGAGCCCAUCGCGAAUCCCUGCCCGAGUUCCUCUCUCCAACAUGAAGCAUGGCAACAAUUCUCCCGAGCGACCUCGGGCUGAGUCUUGUGCCGACGUCUUCCGACCGGGUCCGCCGUUGAUGAGAGCUCCCCCUCCCAAGAUGCGUGAGUUGAUGGCCCGCGCCGAGUUUGAAGCCCCCCCAAACCCUUACAAAGGAGCUGGCCUUGGUUCCAGCAUCGUUCGUCAAGUUGAACCUGAAGAUGUUUACGAUGACCGUCCAAGAACGGCUCGAUCCAACUCCAACAACUCUCAAUACAGCUACCCAAGCAACACUUCCCAAUUCAGUCACCCCAGCAACAACUCACAGCUCAGCCAAACAAGCUAUAGUGACGAGAGUUAUCAUGAUCCAUAUGCUAGCAUCCGUUCUCAAAGCUUUCGUAAGGUUGCUCCACCUCCGCGACAGAUCUCUGGUGAAUCAAUGGCAUCAACCAAUAUCUCUGGAUCUGAGAACUGGGAGACGUAUGACGACGACAACAGCGAGCCUGAGCUUGACGCUUCUGAUGCCUACUAUGCUAAGCUAAGAGCUACGCAAACCAAGCGGUUCUCGCCAGAGCAAAGUCUUCGGCCUGCGAGCAGCCAGUCCAAGCGCAUACGCGGGAUACCUCCAACAGGGUCGUACAACGGGCCAGUCAUGAUUGACCAGGACGGUAACCGCAUCAUCUCUGGCAGUGAGUGGACUGACGAGGAUGGCUACUAA
Fusarium sp. VM40 is the source of this 2340-nucleotide messenger RNA. NCBI's taxonomy places the organism in Eukaryota, Fungi, Ascomycota, Sordariomycetes, Hypocreales, Nectriaceae. The record is from the annotation of a GenBank genome assembly.